Messenger RNA from Perca fluviatilis (European perch), 2137 nucleotides. Its product is annotated as E3 ubiquitin-protein ligase TRIM39-like. The transcript is spliced from 6 exons. Lineage: Eukaryota; Metazoa; Chordata; Actinopteri; Perciformes; Percidae. The record is from RefSeq and is a predicted model, not a curated record. Gene Ontology annotation, molecular function: zinc ion binding; protein binding. Bases 6 to 1649 code for a protein of 547 amino acids.
CCAUCAUGUCAUCUUUCAGUGUCCUUGCUUCAUUUCCGGAGGAUAAUCUCCAGUGUCCGAUCUGUCUAAACGUCUUCAGCGACCCGGUCACCACACCUUGUGGUCACAACUUCUGCAAGACCUGCCUCAGCCAGCACUGGGACAAGAGUGAUUUAUGCAGCUGCCCAAUUUGCAAUAAAAGAUUCCACAUGAGGCCUGAGAUCUCCACAAACAUGGUUAUGGAGAAGAUUUCAGUCCAAAUAAAGAAGAGGAAAGUUGAGACACCUGAAAAUUCUGUUGCACCGUGGAAAGUUGAGACACCUGAAAGCGCUGUUGCACCGGGGCAGGUGAAGUGCGACGUGUGCGCAGACAUGAAGUACAAGGCCCUAAAGUCAUGCCUGGGGUGUCUGACAUCGUACUGUGAAGCCCACCUGGAGCCUCAUCUGAGAGUUCCCUCCCUGAUGAGACACAAGCUGAUCGACCCGCUGGAGAACCUGCAGGAGAGGAUGUGUGAGAAGCACGAGAAGAUCCUGGAGUUUUUCUGCAGAGAUGAGCAGGUGUGCGUCUGUCUGCUGUGCAGGGAGACAGACCACAAAUACCACAAGACUGUGUCUAUUGAAGAAGAAGGGGCUCAACAGAGAGAAAACAUUGAGUCCAAGAAAGCAAAGAUCAAAUUGAUGAUUGAUGACAGAUUUGAAAAGAUAAAGGAAUUCACAGACUCUUCUGAAAUGAGCAGAGAAAAAGCAAAUAAAGAGGUUGAUGACAGUGAUACGCUCUUCAAUACUCUGAUGAAUCAUGUACAAGUGGCCCAUACUAAGCUAAAAUCAAAUAUCGAUAAAAAGAUCCAAAAAUCCCAAGAGAAAGACAAAGUGAUGAUUGAGGAGCUGCAGGAGGAGAUUGCCCAACUGCAGAGGAAGAGCUGUGAGCUGGAGGAGCUUUCACAAAGUGACGACCACCUUCAUCUUCUGCAGACUCUGCAGGCCCUGAGCACCAUAUCAGACGCCAAGGACUGGUCUAAGAUCAGGGUUUACCCAGACCUGUGCGUGCAGACGCUCAGGAGAGCCAUGACUCAUCUUGUGCAAACUUUCCUAUCAGAACUAAAAACCCUGACAGACACGGAACUGACCAGGAUGAGACAGUACAAAGAGUGUGUCACCUUUGACCCAGCCACAGCGGGUUGCCGCCUUGUCGUGUCUGAAUAUGGGAAAAAAUUAAAGUACUACAAAACUGCAAGCCCCUCAUCGUCUGAUGACACAGAGAGGUUCGACUGUCCCAUGGUUUUGGGGACGAAGGGCUUCACCUCUGGGCGUCACUACUGGGAAGUCCAAGUGGGCCUGAGAACUGACUGGGACGUCGGUGUUGCAAAGGAGACGGUAACCAGAACAAGGGUCACGCUGAAAAAAGAAAAUGGCUUUUUCGCUAUAGGAAAGAGGUCUUCUGAAUAUCAAGUUCAUUGUACACCCUACACAGUCCUCCACCUGUGUCCCAGGCCAACAUGUGUAGGCGUGUAUGUGGACUACAUGGAGGGCAGAGUCUCUUUCUAUGAUGUCGAAAGGAAAAUGCACAUUUAUUCUUUCACAGGAGAGUCUUUCACAGAGAAGCUUUUCCCGUACUUCUAUCUGCACAGCUGGGCUAAGAAAUCUAAGCCUUUGGUUAUAAGCUCAAUGUGAGACAAAGCAUUUGUUCUUUCUCUCAUUCGCUCCCUCCAACAACCUAAAGAAUAACAGACCAAAACAAUAACACUAACUGAUUAACCCAUCGAGGCAGCGUUAGACUAGCAACUCCAAAGGUCUGCGAGGUAAAAAUCCGUCAAAAUCGACCACUUAUCCUAAAAGAUUAAUUGUUGAGUAAUGUGAUUGAACAUCCCAAAACGGCUGAGACAUUGUGGCGACGGUGGUUGAAAGCCAAAUAACAUUUUAAAUGUUUUGAAAUAAAGUUAAAAAACCAGCAACGUCACCUAUAGGUUACAAAGAGCCUAGGACUCCAUAAGAACGCUGCAUAGGUUCUAAAAUUGGGUGAGCAGUUCAUUUUUGUGUCAACAACACAAACAACAACAUCCAUAACAUAACACUCCCCCCCCCUAAGGACUAAGCUCCUUCUGGACCACUGCAUCUGAUCUAUGUUUUUUUGUUUUCUCUCCUCUCUAUCUCUUUUAAUU